AUGGCGCCGCCCGCUCUUCCGCUCCAUCGUCAUCAAUCAUCUCUCGAAGGCAUCAUAGACUUUUCAUCCCGUCAACCUUUGUCUGAGUCACAUCGAGCCUCUGCUAUCCGUCGGUUUUAUCACGUCAUCAAUCAUUUUGACAGCAAAGAUGUGAAACGAGGUCAAGACCAAUACGACAGAGUGAAGCUUGUUCGCUUUACUUACGAGUAUUCCACCAAUCAGGAGUCCAAAGACAACGUGUUGAUCGCUGUGUUUGAGUUUUUGAAACUAUCUGCAUCAUCAGAAGAGGAUAUCGACUUUGAAGAUGCCACAUACCGAAAGCAGCUUAAGGCUCAUCUGUAUAAGUUCGCAGACUACCUAGUGGACAACUUCUUUCUUCCACUCAAAGCAUCCACCAAAAAGACACCACAACCCACACCAGCAUCUCACUCAGCUGUCAUGAAAACCCAACGCCAGGGCCAUAUCUUUUCUGGGACACCGGAGCGUCUAGCCAAUCUAAGAGGUGCUUGUCUGAUACGAGACCGCUAUCGCUGUGUCAUCUCACGUAGAUUCGACUCAGCUGAGGCCUUAAAGCGUUCCCGCCGACCAGGUGGUUGGAAUGAGGCUCUUGACCAGGACGGCGCUCCUCUGCUUGGCCAAAAAUUCGCCCGUCUAGAGGUCGCACACAUUAUUCCACAUUCUCUCACACAACUUAAUUCCUCUAGAGAGCUAAACCCUUCGAAAGUUGCCGCACUAGCGAUACUUAAUAUGUUUGACAGUGGUGUGGCGUUCUUGAUCGAGGGAGUUGGCAUUGAUCGCCCAGGCAAUGCUUUGACGCUGAGCCAUGAUCUUCACAUGUCCUUUGGUGACUUCCAGGUCUAUUUCGAGGCUGUCGAUGGUCAGCCACACACGUAUCGUAUAGAUACAUUUCUGCCACCUGGACUAGAAGAAAAUGUUCCAGUCACUCGGACACUUUACCUCACUGAGGAUAGGACGAUUGAUCCACCAUUACCUCGGCUCCUUGCUGUUCAUCGUGCCAUCGCGCAUAUCCUACAUCUUUCUGCAGCCGGCGAGUACAUUGAUCACAUACUCUGGGAUGCGGAUGAGUAUGGCAUUCGCUCGGAUGGCUCAACUGAGCUGGAUCGAUUGGUGAAACUUCGGCUGGAUGAUUGGGCCCUUGGAAAAGUUCACGGUUGA
Molecule: messenger RNA, 1176 nt
Organism: Ilyonectria robusta
Lineage: Eukaryota; Fungi; Ascomycota; Sordariomycetes; Hypocreales; Nectriaceae
Exons: 3
Coding region: 1-1176 (391 amino acids)
Source: RefSeq, a predicted model, not a curated record